Messenger RNA from Branchiostoma floridae (Florida lancelet), 2673 nucleotides. RefSeq lists its product as uncharacterized. The transcript has 15 exons. The coding region runs from base 163 to 1905 and encodes 580 amino acids. NCBI's taxonomy places the organism in Eukaryota, Metazoa, Chordata, Leptocardii, Amphioxiformes, Branchiostomatidae. Gene Ontology annotation, biological process: lipid metabolic process. The record is from RefSeq and is a predicted model, not a curated record.
CUGGCAUUUAAGCUGCAGGCAACCUUCUUUCUUUCAAACCGACGACAGCUCUGCCAGAGAAGGCCCGGAUCUCUGACACCUGGACUGAUUCGAGGAAGUCUUUAGUCUUUAUUGAGAAUACCGCACCAGACGUCAUUGGCAUACUCGAUCAAGGAUCGCGUCAUGGCUUUGUACAGAGUUAUCCGUCGGACGAAAGACAUUCUUUUCAGAAGGCGACCAGCAUCUAUAACCAUGGGACAAGAAGAAUCUAAGCCAGCAGGACCCAAACUCCCGGAGACCAUCGGAGGGAAGUUCUCAGGCCACGCGUUUCCGUUCGAGAACUUGGUGUUGGAAGGAGGUGGCGCUAAAGGAAUCGCUUACAUAGGAACUUGUAAGGUCCUAGAGGAUGCCGGGAUAAUGCCCCAGAUCAAACGGUUCGCCGGGACCAGCGCAGGCGCAAUCACUGCCGCCCUCCUCGCCAUCGGGAUGACGUCACAGGAGCUGCUGGACGAGCUGAGCGCGCAGAACCUGCUGGAAGUCGUGCUAGAUACCCGUUGGACCAAGUCGAGCUGGAUUCCCGGCAUGGGGACCGUCGGGCGCCUCUGGGACGUUCUCAACGAGCGGGGCGCAUGUCCGGGGGAGAAGUUCCUGGAAUGGUUCGGAGACAUCUUGGAGAGGAACUUAAAGAAACGAGGUCUGCCCUUGGGCAAGGACGUCACGUUUGAUCAGAUCUACCAUGUUCUCGGUAAGGAGCUGUGUAUUGUGGCCUACAACAUGAACUACAACCGAGAAUCCUACUUCCACGUCAAGACCACGCCCAUCAUGAGGGUCCGGGAGGCAGUGCGCAUGUCCAUGUCAAUUCCAGUGGUGUUCCAGCCAUACGAACUAGAGAAUCUCUUCACUUACAUCGAUGGUGGACUGGCGGCCAACUUUCCACUUUACGCCUUUGACGGUUGGUACUUGUCCAUGGACAAGCAGGACACCUUCUACAAACGCCUCGAGGCGCUCAAGGAAGACGACGAAGAUGUUGAUCACCUGCGCAGGGUGUUCUACCCCGAGUACAGAAUGGAACGGUUUGCGAUCCAAGGGCAGCAGUUCCAGAAAACUCUCGGCGUUCUAAUCUUUUCUAACUCAGACCGAGAGGUUUACCAGGAUCAGUUCCAGCACAAGCUAAAUGAGCUGAUAAAGAGAGAUCCAAGCUUCAUAAAGAACAGGCCUGAUACAGAGAAAGCCAGAGCUUUUGUUAAGCAGCAACAAAAGCAGCGAAACGCACGAAAUGAGGGGGUAAAGUCCUUCAAGACCCUAGUGGAUAGCCGAAUGAGGAAACUGAUUGAGCGGAUUGCCGGACCUGAUGUCAUGGAUCAUAUUGACGGCGGAGUUAUUGAUAUUCCCGAAACUCCAAUUGUGGGGGCAGGCGCUGGAGGAUUUUCGAUAGCAACAGUUGCACCACCACCGCAGGAACCGAGGAUCACAAUCGAGGAAGCCAAGCAGCAUUUUUUCGAGAUUGUAACCGAAGAGGACAUCAAGUCCAUGCAGGCACCUUCUAAGGACGUGGCAUUCCAGAUGCUGUUUCUCGACGUCAAUGGAAAGCUGACGGUGGACAGAAUGCUGAACAUGUACCAGAACUACGCGCCUCUACAGGUGGCUAAGAGAAGGAUCCUGGGUACCAGAUCUGUUGAGACUGCCGGACAGUACUACGGAACUCUCAUGGACUUUGUGGGCAGCAAGAACUCAAUCUCUGAGCAGGACAUAGACCGGUGUAUCGGGGUGGACGUGGACUAUCUCUCUACCAUGGACUUUGACAUGGCUCCUACGGACAUGGAGUUCCUCAUGGCUCAAGGAGCAACUGCGGCUACUGCCUUCAUCAUGGAGUUUGCGGAGGAUAAAGAGCUAAAGAGCAGGGACCAGCCUCCUCCUCCUCAGUGAUACUCAUAUUCAUUACACAAUGACGAAUCCUGUAAUGCCAGAGAUGGAGAGUUCCGUUCAAAACACGUUGUUACAAUGAAUCAUGUCAAAAUCUUGAGAAAAUGAGAUGCGCAAAAUUAAUUUUGUACCAUUGUUUUGAAUUUGUAAUCAUCCCUUGUCCUACAUUUUCACUAUAACAGUACGUAGAAGAACGACGAUGUUAGCGAUAUGAAGAAUAUGGCCAGUUAUGGAUCGUAUUUGAGAAUUUGCUGUGGUAGUGGGAGGGAGUAGGUGUGUUUUGUUCCCGUAAUAUUCAUUCCUGCAUAACUAUCUAUUUUCAACUUUGAUAAAGGCCGCUUGUUUGAUGUCGGUAUUGGUAAGGCUACUCAUACAGAAAUGGUGGAUUUGUAUCUUACAUCUGUCGGUUUAGUAACAAAGUACAGUCAAAUUUCGUCUCAACAAAUGGCCAGUGAAAAUGAAUGGUGACAGAGGAUGGUUGUAGACAAGAGGUUCUUAACUGUGCAAGAGUGAAUGGAACUGUGUGAUUUUAUGGCUUAGUACCAAUGUUCAUAUCUACAUGUAUUUUAGAAUAGCAAAAAAUGUCAUGUCGUAAUCGGGUUCAGUUUACGUGUUGGUAGCUGUCUUUGUCAAAGUAUUUUAGUCCUCUUGUUUUAUCCACUUACUAUUUUGUCAAUGUUAAGACAUAAGUUGGUAAGUUGAGGUGGUUGAGGGAUGAAGGCAAAUGGGUCAGCUUGGAGGGAGUAAUAAAUAGAUUUUAUGCAAAACCAA